UUGUGCUUUGUUCCGUCUUAUAUUCUUUAAACGCAUCCCUUCUUGAAGGUCAGAGUAGCCAAGCAAUCCCUCUGCCCAUCAGGUUCCACAAAGUGACCCUAAAACGCCUCUUUCGCAGGACUGAGAGCCCUCUUUCGGGCUGUUUUCACUCUCUGCACUGAGGCGGAACGUAUCUCUCGAGUGACGGUUUCCUCCAGGAAGCCUUUUCCUGGAACACCAAGGAGUCACUGCAAAGGGGAGGGAAGCCGUGUCCUACUGCAGAAAUGACAGUCUCAUUAUUAUGGAAACGUUUCCAUCAAAUUGCAAAUGGCAGGCUGAUGCAGCAAAGGACAAUGGCUCUUUAUAAUCAGACCCAUGGUUUUCAGGAGGAUGAAAUCAAAGCAAAACUUCAACAGUUCACUGGUGGAUCUGUUGACCUUUCAACGAAAGAUGAUGGGAUUGGGAUACUCACGCUCAACAACCCAAGGUUUAUGAAUGCUUUUACAGGAACGAUGAUGAUAGAACUACAGGAGAGAGUUGCUGAAUUGGAAAACUGGAAGAAUGGGAAAGGGCUUAUCGUCCAUGGUGCAGAAAAUACAUUUUGCUCAGGAUCUGAUCUGAACGCUGUCAGGACACUGUCCAGACCACAGGAUGGAAUGAAUAUGUGUAUGUUCAUGCAGAACAUCUUAACCAGGCUCAUGAGGUUACCUUUAAUUACAGUUGCAUUGAUUCAAGGGAAAGCUCUUGGAGGAGGAGCAGAACUGACCACUGCAUGUGACUUCAGGUUAAUGACCCCGGAGAGCGAAAUGAGAUUUGUCCACAAGCACAUGGGCUUAGUGCCAGGCUGGGGGGGAGCUGCCAGGCUCGUCCAAAUCCUUGGCAGCAGCCCUGCCCUCCGGUUGCUUAGUGGGGCUGAGAAAGUGGAUGCCGAGAUGGCCCUUCGCCUUGGCCUGAUAGAAGCCGUGCUGCCCUCAUCAGAGGAACCCAGAACUUUACAAGAAGCACACACCUGGCUCAAUCUGUAUACCAAGGGUCCGCCAGAAGUAAUUCGGGCUGUGAAGAAAGUCAUUUCAGCAGGAAGGGAGCUACAGUUAGAAGCUGCCUUAAGGACAGAAAAAGAGAUUUUUGGAACUGUUUGGGGUGGUCCUGCCAAUUUGCAUGCCUUGGCUCAGAGAACAAAACAUAAAUGAGUAAUGUGUAAAAUAAAUGGUUCUUUUGCAAAUAGUUUCUGCCAAACAGAUUUGUGCGAAACCAUUAUGAAGGUUUAUUACCUCAGUAGACAUUAAACUUUCUGGGACAUCUGCCCCAUACCUGCGUUCAAUAA
This is a messenger RNA of Anolis sagrei ordinatus, 1303 nucleotides long. RefSeq names its product ethylmalonyl-CoA decarboxylase 1 (gene ECHDC1). The record is from RefSeq and is a predicted model, not a curated record. Lineage: Eukaryota; Metazoa; Chordata; Lepidosauria; Squamata; Anolidae. Gene Ontology annotation, molecular function: catalytic activity. Gene Ontology annotation, biological process: fatty acid beta-oxidation. Gene Ontology annotation, cellular component: cytosol.